Caenorhabditis auriculariae is the source of this 9483-nucleotide messenger RNA. The record is from the annotation of a GenBank genome assembly. Lineage: Eukaryota; Metazoa; Nematoda; Chromadorea; Rhabditida; Rhabditidae.
AUGGCUCGCGCUGUACCUGUCGGUGUGGCUGCUGCCGGUCCUCCUAAUCAAACGGUUCGUUUUUUUUCUUCCAAGGAGCUCUAUGGAUGUCUUUUGCAGAUCCAAGAACUGAUCGAAUGUCCGAUCUGUUAUAACGUCUACGACCGUCCCCUCCAGUUGAGCUGCGGUCACACGCUCUGCGCCUCCUGUAUCGAUCGAUUGGUUUGUUUCAUCCUUUUAAUUAUUUGGUGAUUCAAAAAGUUGCAUUAAAAUCGUGACUUAUUUCAGGUGGAGCAAGCGCGCCCACCCAACUUAAUCAAUCCGGCAGAUGUAAGAACAAAAACUUCAUUUUUGGCAUGAAUAGUUCUUUUUCAGUACCUUUUUCCGCCGCCUCAGGAUCCUCAGCAAGUUUUUGGACUCGGUGGAAUGAUGGUUUGUUGAUUUUUCAUAUUUUAUGAAUGAAAAAUGAGAAUUUCUGAUGAUUUUUGAGGUCUUGUAGUUCGUUUAGAACGUAAAUAAAAGAAAGUCUCUAUAGAUAUCGAGAAAAGGCUUAUCUAAAUAGAGAUGAGAAUGGUGCAGAAAACAUUUGAAAACUCGAAAAAUUUGAUGAGAACUGGAACAGUUAGGAAUUCUCAGAUGCGAGCAGUCUAUCCAGGACAACAAGUUCCGCUGCCCCCAGGAGCUCGAGCUCAGCGCGUUCGAACAGAAAUCCGCUGCCCCGAGUGCCGCAAAACGACUUUUGUGCCUCCUGAGGGCCUUCCUGUCAACUACAGACUCCAGGGUACUUUUUUUUUUUCAAAAGCUACUCAAUUUUAUUUUGCAUUUCGCAGUCAUAAUUUAUCCCAAGAGUUAAAAGAAAACUAGUGUUAUCGUAAAAUUUUUUUAGAAAUGGUGUCCCGCAUGGCUACAGAGACCGCCAAGAAGCCGGAGCGUCGUUUGGGGUCAGUUUCAAUACGUUUUUUGGUGAUUCGAUAGAUAAAAAUCAUUAUCGGAAAUUCUGAGUUUCAUUGAGAUUCUUUGUUCAUUUCACUCAUAUAUUUCUUGCUGAAGCUAUGUUGCUCUAUGUAUCUGAGGGAAACAGACAUUCCAAUUUUCAACUUCUUGACUAGAGAGUUUCAUGAUUACAUGCUAAAUUUCAAAUUUCUUCGUAUUGAAAACUGAUUCGAGAUAUUUCCUAAUUCAUUUUUCGUGUGCUCCAUUGUUUCUUACAAAAAAAGCAACUAUUUUGCUAGCAUUGAUUCUCUCUUUUACCCAUUCCCACGGGAAAAUUUCUUAAGAUAUCGCUUGGUUUUUUUUCUCAGAGCUAUUCUACCAUAUCGUAGGAUUUUUUUUAUGAGCGUUUUUUUCCAUGAGAGAUACCGAAAUGGUUUUAAUUUGACUUUGAAACAAAAAGAGCCAGUUAUAUGCAUUUUGUUUGAAGUAUCUAUUAUUCUCGAUAAUUAAAUCAAAGAAAAAAAAAAAAUGAAAUUUGAAGGUUAUGCAAAGUUUGCGACGAAAAACUCGCCGGCGGUAUCUAUUUCAACUGUGUCACUUGCGCUGAAAAUGGCAACAGCGUGGUGAGGAAACAGUUUUGAGGAGUUCUCCAACAUUUUUUAAUCAUCCAGCAAAGAAUCUGUUCGACGUGCGCCGUCCGUUCUCAUAAUGGACAUCAGCUUGAGGAACUUGCCGCUGUGACGGAGAAAGAUGUGCAGGUGAAAUCUGCAGCGAUUCGGAAUUUGAAGAAAAAAACAAUGAGCUUUUGAAGAAAACUUAUCGGAAAGUUAAGGAAAACAGAUUGAUUUCUGGUAGUUGAACACGUGGAAAUCGGUUGGAGAGAAAGCUUCAGAAACUAUUUUAUUUAUCUCUGAAGAGAAAUACGAGGGGGAAACAAAAUUUUUGGAAAUUUUUAUGAAAAAAAGAUUAUAAAAGGAGUAGUGGGCUUAAGAGAUGCGGAUAAGACGGAUCGCCCGGCACAUUGUCAAAAAAACCCCUUUUUCCACCCGAUUUCUAAACUUUUACUCAUUUUCAACUUACCCCGUCGACGGCUUUGGUGGGAUUCAGAAAAAUCAUUUUCGAAGAAAAAAAAAUUAUGGAAUUACGUUUGAGUAUACAAAAGUAAUUUCUCCGGUUUUGGGAAAAAUGAAUAAUUUUUGAGGAAAUGAAAGACAAGAUCAGCAACGCGGCGUGCAGCGCCUACUCGGAGCUCGACCAGGUCGGCCCCAAGCUCAACGUCAUCAGCACCGACCUCCACACCAUUAUCCUCAAGGUCCUCAAUAGUCGAAAAAUAGAGAUUCGAGGAUAGUUGUCAGAGAGAUAAAACGAACAGAGUGAAAAAAGGGAAAACAUUGUUUCUAAAAGUUUUCUCCAAAAAUUUCUUAGCAUUUUGAGUUUGAAGUUGGUUGAUUUGAUGUUUGCUCAUCGAAAUUUCCAUAAGAAAUAAUUUUAUCAACGAUAAUAUGGUUGAUCUUUUCGUAUGAAAAAAACUCCUAGUCUUUAGAAUUUUUUUGUUUGUUGGAGUAUUUGAUUGUUUAUUGACUGAUAACAUCGAGUUUAAAAAUGUCAUAAAAGCGAAUUACAAUAAAAAAAUUUGACCGAGAAGAAUUUGAAAAAGUGGGUAUCGAAAAACUGUCAAGAUUUUAGCUUCUCCUAUUUUAUUUUUUCCUUUCUACAUCUUUAUCCUAUGUUUUUUUUAAAAGUAAAUAAUUUUACAAUAGCGUUUCUUCUAGUUCCUGACGGAUUCGGUAUCGUUGUUCGGCGCCUUGGCAAACUGUUACGAUGACGAUUCCGGCGAAAGCACGUCGGCCACUCACGACAGCAUCCAGCACAAGAUCGACAUGGCCGAAGCCAUCUCCAUUGAUUAUUAUAAGGUUUUUUUAUAUUUAAAGGAAAUUAGAACAAUUAUUUUUUUAUUCAAAAAAACCUUAAGGACUGAUCAAUUUAGUGAAACUUGCAUUUUUUCAGAUCGUUCGUAAUUUGGACAAAUUCGUCCAAGAAGUCCGCAAAUUGGCUCUGGAAUUUGUCGCGCCUAUGAAGGUUUUUUCGUCCAAUCAAUUCUCAUUUCAAACUUUAUUUCAUCAUAGGUAUCUUUGGAGAAACAUGUGCUGGAGAGCGGCGUAAUCGACAAAUUCGAAGUUGAGGAAGCUCAGGUGAGCUUGAAACAUGGGGAAGAAGAAAAAUAGUGGGAUUUGGAGAUAGAAGUAAGAAGGAAGAAAAUGAUGAAACGGGAGAGAAUUUAGGGUUGUCUCUUCCAAAAUUCAUGAAAUGUUUUUGAUAACGACAUAGAUUCAUUGAAUAAAGAAAACAAAAAAUAAGUUGAACUUUCUUUAAGAAUAUUUGAAACUCCGUUCAUUAAAUGGUCGGUUUUCUAGUCAUUCGCUUUGUUUUUGGCUAGUUUUGACGGUUUGAUGUACCUAUAUAUGAGUUUGAUCUUUUAAAAGCCAAAUACUGAAAUAUUCAGGAGCAUUCGCUGCACAACAACGCAAGAAAUCCGCUGCAAUUUUUUUGGAAGUUCAUUUACAUCUCACUUUUUCAGACGCCUGAAAACAUGGAAGUUGGGGAGAGCGCGGCGAACGUCGGCGGAGACACAGACGACGAGGCGGACGGCGAGGAAUCGGAAUUGGUGGCUCCUGUCGAGACGGCGCAACCCGCUGUCGGUCGGAACAGCGAGGAGAACGUCCGCGAAGGAUACGAGCGUCAAGUGUUGGUAUUUCAGUCUCCUAAGUCUCCUUAUUUAGCUGGCUCCUAGCAUGUUGAAUUAAACUUCUAACCCCACUAAUUGCUAGCAAAGACUCAAAAAUUUAUUUAAUAUAAGUUUUAAAUUUGAUUUUUUUCGGUUUUCUUUCAAAAUUUAAAAUUUGACAACAGAAUAGAAAAAAAUGGAUAUUUUUUUAUAUUUUUUUAGUAUAAAAAAAUUUUUUUCGCUUAUUUUUUUCUCAACUCGCGUUCAAUAUCGCCUGUAUCAUAAUUCUAUGUUUCAAAGAGUUUGUUCUGUCGUGUCCGCUGUUGUUCUUCUAUUAGCACCAGAACGCCUCUAUGUUGUUAUGUUCGUUUUAGUUUCUCAUAAACUUGUUGUUCGCCCAAUUUUAUUUUGCACCGCUCUAAAUCAUGUAGCUUAGUUCAAGAUUUGAGUCAAAUUGCGUCGAAGAAGUCACUCAAGGGCUCUUAGCAGUCCUCCGCAGAAGAAUUGUGCACGUUUCAUAACUUUCAGCUUAUAUGCUCCGCCCAAAAGAUUCUCUAAUGAUUUAUACGUUCUGUGCUUUUACAUAUUUGUGAAUAUAAUUCCAAUAUUCUCACACCUGCAACGCACAACCAGCCAUUCACAUUUAUUUGCUUUCUUCUUUCAGAAAAAAAAACUCGUGUAAAAUAAAGAAAAAUUGACGAUUUAAGGGCACACAGACGGCAGCUCCAAUGGCGACGUAUGAAGAAGCUCGAAGAACGUCGUAAUGCUCAACGAGCAGCUCGGGAUGCCGAAGUCCAGCAAAGAGUACGGACUUUCUUCGAGAAAGAGUCACGGCUGGAAACAGUCUGACGUGUCUGUGCUCACUCCUCUCCCACUGGCGCUCCAAAUAGUAGAAACAGCUGAACAAAAAAGGACGCAGACACGUCUGACGGAUCUGAAUCAUGAAUUAAUACUACUUUCAAGGGUUCAGAAUAAAAAAUCUUUUAAAAACUCUAAUGGUUCAGCUUCCAUACGCUUUUUCUGUCUAAACUUCAAUUAUUUGUUUUUACAGAGAAACUAAAACACUACAGUAGAAUCUUUAGAAAAAGAAGCGGAGGAUGUUUUUUUCGAAGGCGAAAAAUAAAUGUUUGCAGCUUGAAUAUUGGAAACCGAUUUUGAGAACACAUUUUUUAUGUAGUUAGUUUUGUAUUUGGUUCUUAAACUACGAAGAGAAUCACUUUUCGAUUUCUGAGGUCCUUUUGAUAUCCUUCAAAAACUUCCGUCGUAUAGGGAGAAAGGAAAAGAAAUGCUUUAGGUCAGUUUGCUUUUUGUUUUUAGUCAUCCAGACGAAAAGGUCAAAAUGGAGGGACAGUGUGAGUCGGAAAACGUUCAAUCGAAAAAUUUAGCACUGUUGCAUGUGGAAAACGGGUCAAUUUUCAGAGAGAAGCGGCCGGUCGUGCUCAGCAGAACAACCAGCCAUUGAAUCCACGACAUCCAGACUACUUUCUGCAGCUGCAAGCUCAGCUUCAUCAAGCGCAGCAAAAUUAUCAAGCGGCUCAGCAGCAUGUCCAACAGCAGGCGCAGCAACAAGCUCAGCAGCAGGCUCAACAUCAGCAACAAGUUCAACAUCAGCAACACGUUCAACAUCAGCAGCAAGUCCAACAGCAGCCUGUUCAACAGCAGCCCCAAGUUCAACAUCAACAAGUCCAGCCAGCACAUCUGCAACAGUUCCAGCAGCAUCUCCAAAACGCCCAGAUCCUGCAGCAGCAAAUCGCACAGGUCGUCGGAAAUCCGCCUCUGCCGCCCCCGCCUCCGCAACUCAUGCAGGACUUGCCCCGUCAGCGACUCCCUCUGCCGGUUAGUUUCCGGCCAGAAAUGGGCGGCAACCAGAAAUCCCCAAAACUUUUGGCUCGUUACUUGUUCCGUUGACUGAUUAGAAACCAGCCUUAUUCUCUUAAAUGUUUACUUUCCCCACACUGAGAGAGCAAGCAUCGCUGAAGGGGCAAUUUAAUGGCGCGUUUGCAAAGGCUACAGUUCGAAGUUGUUGGUACUCUAUCACACUAUAGAAUAGUAUAACCGUUUAUUGAUCCAAAAUUAUUUUCGGUUCGUAAAGCUUGAUGAGCAAUCAGCAAACUUUUCAAUUUUACACAUUUAUGAAGUUCAUUGAAAAAUCAUCUCAAAAACUAAAAGUCUUCUAUCAGGAAUUUUCACUUGGACUUUCAAAGAAUGUUUUUUUCAUACAAAUUCAUGGGAACUUAAAAUUAAAAGAACAUCUUUUGUGAGAGAAGAGAGGAAAAGGAUGAUACAAACAACUUUGAAAAUGUGGUAAGGAAAGUUAGCAAUAGUUCGAAAAAAAAUUCCCUCUGUUUUAAGCUUCGGUUGCUCCUCACACUCCGAAGCUUUCAGAUCAUACAGCAGCAAGUGGACUUUGGACCCGUCCUCCGGCAAUACAACCGUGCGGAAAUGAUUUACGGGGUAAGUUUUAAAACAUGGUUUUUUGGUGGGACGGCUUCGAGUGUUUCACCAGAAAAAAAUUAGAGCUUUCCCGAAAAGAAAACUAUCACUUCGAAAUAAAUUUUUUUGGUGAAGUGCUUGAUAUUGCGGAACUGUCGAUGAAUAGCCUAGUCAAAAGGGAUGAAUAUUUGCUUUUUUUUUAUUCGAAAAUGUAAGCCACGUCUGAUUUUGAAUUACAUAUUUCAAAACUUAUGGGAAAACACAAUAUUUUUUUUUUUUGCUAUUUUGUGAUAUGAGCUCAAUCUAAACUAAUUAAAACGGCGUGUACCAUUUUCCCUCAAAAAGCUCAGUAUCUGCAUAAAGACCGCUUUACGGCACAAUUUAAUUCGUUUGUAACUCUUUUUGAUAAUCGAAAUGAUGGUGGUGGUUGGUCUGUCGUUUUGUGGCUGUGAUUCGAGAAAGAUCUAUCCUCCUCCUCGUGUGCUGGUCCUCUGUUGUUGUUUUCGUACUCGUAAACAUACCAAGUUUCACUGGCUCUUCCCCUGAUUUUUCGGUGUCGUGCUCAGUGAGACUAAAAUCGAGUUUACAGCAGGAAUACCUACAAGAGGAGGUGGUUGCACAGGCACCGCUUUUAGACCAAUAUCCAUUCUUGCCGAUACAUGGUCUCGAGGGCCUGGGUCUGGCUGAAGAAUUCGUGAGUAGCCUUGCUUACAAGGAGUUCAUUCUACUCCAAACAUGAAACUUAGUCCAAAAACUCCAAAAACUAGGUGAAAGACUUGAACAGAGAUAUACUAUUUCUGAGAGUAGACACCUCAUAAGGGAAGUCAUUACACUUUAAUAUUAAGGUUUUCUCUAAACUUGCCUACCUUUCAGGCUUGUAUAAAGAUUUCUGAUAUCUCCUUGCGCAAGAAAUCCUUAGAUUUCGUGGUUAAUUGAAAAUCGCGCCUAAAACCAUUUUAGACUUUGAAAAAUUAAAUCCCUAAAAAGUUAGAAUUUUCAGGAAGGAUUUUCAUCUAGGCAUCCAGUUAGUGUUUGAGAAAAAUUUAUAAAAUUUUCCAAACUUCGUACUAAAAUUGAAUUCGUUGUCAAAGAAUUUCAUGAUCUUUACCUAGAACAGGCGAAAAGGUUUGUAGUUUCCGAAAAAUUGCAAAUAUUGGAGUAGAAGAGCCUUCCUUGUUAGAAUAGCUUUUUCUGAGGAUCAAAUCGGAUCUUUCUCUUUCGAACGAAAUCGUAGAAACAUAUCGAAAAAGUCUGAGCUUAUGAAGUAAUUGAAGUUUUUAGUUUGAAGAAAGUAAUUAAACCACCUCUCGGCUUCGACUGAAUGUAAUGUUAAAUUUAUCUUAUCCUAUACUUAUUGAUAAGACUAAUUAAUGUCUCAUACUCCGAAGAGAUAUACAACUUUGAAAUUUCUUUUGGGUUUUUUUUGCAUAUCAGUUGAGAAGGUCGUUGAAUUCAUAAGUAGUCGCGGUUUUCAUCCGGUCAGAAAAGGACUUUCACAAAAUUUGGUAUUUUUUUCGCGUUUGGGCGUUUGAAUGGUUUUGGAAAUAAAGUUUUGAAGUUUGAUGUGAGAAGAUGAACAAAAGUCCUUCUGAGUGAACUUUUUUUCUCGUCCAGCAGUUCAUUCAAAAAAGAAAAUUAUAUUUUUUUAUUUCUUCCGCUUGAGCAAAAUAGGGCAUUUUCUAAGGUACAGAUUUGGCUGCCGUUUUCUUCCCAAAGAGGUUCUCAUUCACAUUGUUAUAUCAGACUAUCAGACUAAAACAAUAACAAUGUAUUGAAAACACUCUUAGUCUUGGAAAGUAGAUCGUGUAUUACUGAUUUGAUUUAAAAUGGAAUAUCUACAGAGAGGCGCCGAUCCACGCUACCAAGCCAUCGAGUACGCGCAUCGUCAGCAGCAGCAACAGCAACAGCAACCCCAGCAGCAGCAGCAGCAAAGAGUCGCCAGAUACUUGCCUCCGAUGCGGCAGCAGGAGCCUCAGCCGCAAGUUGCAGUCGAGAUCCAAGUGAACCCUCCAGCGGCCGGACCGCGGACUCCGCCCAUUAACGACAUGGUCCACGGCGUGAUGCGUCUUGCCGUCAACCGCAUGGCUCCGCCGCCGGAAGCCCCCGCUGAGAUCCCUCAACUCAACGCCGAAACUCUUGCCCAGGUGCCCACACUCGUACCUUUGUAUCUACUUUGGUUUGUCCAGGUCAACGCUAUUCUGAAUGACCAAAAUGCCGCAGUUGCUGCUGCGGCUGAGGAAGUCGCCGCCGUAGAGAACGCUGCCCUUAUGGAGAUGCGUCCACUAGACGUGAGCUUACAAUAAAAAAAUAUAAGAAACCACCUUAGGAAUCAGAAUUAUAAGAAAAUAUUCGAAAAUUCACAGAGAAAUUGGAAAAGCCUGGAUCUUGAAGUCAUAAGCUCAUAUAAAGAUGAGGACCGUCAGGAGUGUAAGAGUUAUUUUUGAAGGCUUAUUUAAAAAUCCAAGUGUCCGCCGAAUUUUCUUUACCAUGUUUUUCUCUGAAACUUUUUCAUGUUCAAAAAAGUCUUUUUCAGCCUGAUCUCAACGCCCAGCAACCGGUUCAGGGGAACAGACGUCCGCGAAACGAACCUGAGACUCCGAGGCGAUACAGAAGGUGCUCUCAUUUCCCCAAGACUCUUCCCUCAAUCCAGACGUUUUAGGGAGGGAACGGACGAGGUGCAACAAUUGGAAGAACCUCAGAAUCAAGAACCGCCGAGGAAGAUCCGUUUGACGUCAGUUUGAUUGAAUUUCGGAUAAUUAAAAGUUUGAUCAUAUGGAGUAUUGUUGUGAGAUUUGAACAAUGAGGGAGAAAAUGUUCAGAAAAAAAAAUGAAAAGAAAGGUUUUCAAGAAAAGUUGGGAUAUUUUUCAACUAUCAAUCACCUAGUUUUGGUAAUUUUUUGAUCAAGAUGAACAAAUUUGUUUCUAGAAUGACGAUAAAAAACUGUUUUGAAGCUCAUAAUUUUCGAAGAUAUUCAGGAACUUUCAAGGGGAAAUUACCCUGCAGAGAGACGAGAUUUUCGCUCUCUUCAAAAGACUUAUCACAACUUUUCAAGCAAAUUGAAGCAUUUAAUGAACAUUUUCAAUCUUGAGAUACCUUAGCUGUUUGAUCAAUCAAAUAAUUUUUAUAGUUUUUCUUCAGUCAUUUACGCGAUAUACUAAACAAUGAAGAUCAGAAUUUUCACCAACAAGAAAGUGAAAAAAUACUUACUUCUAGUGAGAACCCGGCGGAUUCUGAAGCGUCGACUUCUACGGAGGCGAGCCGCAGGGAGCUUCUCGGGCGCAUCACCCGCGCAACGGCCCGUGCCACCGCACGUAUCCGUCCCGAACAAGACCCUCCUGCGCCGGCUUCCAGCACAGGAGUCCAACCAGUUGGCGUUAUUCAGCCGAAAAUCGAGGAGCCCGACUCUCAAUGA